CUCUGCUCUCGUUGAAACGCCCCGUUUUGAGGGUUUGAAAGACGAGGGGUAGUGGAAGCAGACCUCUCCAUCUCGACCGUGCCGGCGGAUAUACAGAAUCAUUGUUCAUCUCAAUUCACAGAGUUCCAUACUAUUUGCAUCCAGGACUAUUAUUGGUAGCAAAUGUAAGAGACUAUUAAGAGGAGAACAGAAUGGUGACCAAAAUAUUCCUACAAAACCUAAAUUAUUGGGAACCCAGAGUGUACUCUCCACUGCCCUUUCUUUAUCAUGUUCGAAGCUUCUCUCUGUGGUCAAUGAAGAAGGACACAGAUCUUGAAUCAUCUCUCAGUCGAAACCGUCGUUGGAUUGUCAAUAAUCAGAUCAAGAAUAUAAUCCUUCGAUGCCCUGAACAAGUAGCAGCAGUUAAGUUUCUCCAGAAAAAGUUCAAAACUCUCGAUCUUCAAGGCAAAGCUCUCAAUUGGCUGAAAAAAUACCCCUGCUGCUUCAAUGUCUAUCUUGAAGGUGAUGAGUACUAUUGUCAACUCACAAAGCGAAUGAUGUCUUUGGUAGAGGAGGAAGAAUCUGUGAAGGAUAUGCAGGAACCAGUGCUUGUGGAGCGAUUAACAAAGUUGUUGAUGAUGAGCGUAAAUCAUAGGCUCAAUGUCAUGAAACUUAAUGAGUUAAAGCGAAGUUUUGGAUUUUCAGAUGAUUAUUUGAUUAGAAUUGUGCCAAAGCACCCAGAAAUGUUUCGAAUUGUUAAUUACAGUGGGAGACGGAGUGCAAUGGAGAUUGAACUCUUAUCCUGGAAUCCUGAUUUAGGCAUUUCUGCAAUUGAAAGCUUAGCUCACAGCCAGGGUUCUGAUCCACGGUUUUCAUGUACACUGCCUUCAACUUGGGUGAAAUCAUGGGAGAGAUUUUGUGAAUUUAAUGCAACUCCAUAUAUUUCACCUUAUUUGGAUGCCUGUCAUUUAGUGGAAGGAUCGAAGGAGAUGGAGAAGAGGAUUGUGGGUUUGGUGCAUGAGUUGCUGUCAUUAACCUUGUGGAAGAAAUUGUCGAUUGUGAAGCUAGGUCAUUUUAGAAGAGAGUUUGGUUUACCAGAGAAAUUGAAUGUUUUGCUACUCAAACAUCCUGGAAUAUUUUAUGUUUCAAAUAGGUACCAGAUUUACACAGUUCUUCUUAGAGAAGGAUAUAAUGGGUCAGAACUGAUUGAUAAGGAUCCACUUGUUGUUGUGAAGGAGAAAUUUGGUGAAUUGAUGCAGGAGGGGCUACAUGAAUAUAAUCGGAGGCACCAUUUAAUGAAUUUAGAAAAGAAGAAGAAAGGCAUGGUAUUGGAAAGUUCACCAAAAAUGAGGGACAAAAGCUCUGAAAUGUCUGAACAAGAUGAUCAUGAGAGUAAUCUAGGAGGUUUAUUGGACCCUGAAGAAAGAAAGCGGUUUUAUAAAGUUCUGUUUGAUGAUGCUGCCUCCUAAGAUUUAAUGAAGAUGGGUGAUUGAACAACAAGAGCACUCUAUGCAAUGAGUUUGCUACCUAUCAGAAGUUCAGAACUCAAUGUUGAUUGUUGUGUUUGAAAGGUUCUACUUCUACCAGACGCUGGUCAAAAUCAAACAGAGGCAAGAUAUCAGAGAACUUCAGAAAUAUAGGUGAGAGGCCAAACGGAGUUUAUCUUGCAAAUCCCUGUUGAACUCAAUCCCCUUACCUGUGCCUCUAAACUGCUUAGGGGGCCUAUGGAGAAAUUCCUGCAUGGUGUCACCAAAAGUUUUGAUAAUUCAAGUGAGAUCACUGUGUGCAGUCUCCAAUGGAAAUGAACCUGUGACCAGCGAGCUGCCAUAUUGAUUUGAACAUGUCCUUUUUAGUGUACAUUUUCUCCCUUCAUAAACCCAUAUUAGACAUGUUUUUUCGCCCUUAAUAAACCUACAUCAAUCACCCUAGAAGUUUA
Vitis riparia (riverbank grape) is the source of this 1915-nucleotide messenger RNA. Its product is annotated as protein WHAT'S THIS FACTOR 1 homolog, chloroplastic. The coding region runs from base 192 to 1448 and encodes 418 amino acids. The transcript is spliced from 3 exons. NCBI's taxonomy places the organism in Eukaryota, Viridiplantae, Streptophyta, Magnoliopsida, Vitales, Vitaceae. Gene Ontology annotation, molecular function: RNA binding. The record is from RefSeq and is a predicted model, not a curated record.